ACAAGUUUUGUGAUUUAUGUACUUUAUUGGUUCUUCCCAAUUGAAUUACAAAAGCAAUAAAAUUUGAACGAUUUAAGCAAAUGUUAAACUUCAAAUAUCUUUGGUUCUUGUGUCAUUGGAUCAAAUAUUGUAUUGGAACAGAUCAGAUACCUAUUACUUUAUGUGUUCACAGAUGUUUGUGCGUGCAUUUUGGUAGAACAGUUUCUGCUAUUGUGUUGUAUUCAUUGAAAAUACAGCACCGUUAUGCUUUUAGUAGUAGUGUCCGUAGACCAACUACCUUUGGAGGAAAGAACAGCUGCAACUUUUUUGAUAUUCAUGCGCAAGCUAAAACCCUUUGGAAUUUUAUGUCUCACAUAUGACCCCAUAUAACAAACACCUUUUUAAAAGGAUUCUUGACAUUUCAUCUUUGACCAAAAGUGAGACAAACUUUCCCUAUCUGAUCUUGUUCUAGCCGUUAUAUAAAAUCGUUCUCGCGUGCUGUUUAUUUGCAAUUUAUGUCAAGUUCACAGUACUGUAGAAUAUUAGUAAAUCAAUUUCAUUUAACAAAAAGUGCCUUUUACUCUUACAAAACACGUACAACUACACUAUGCUAUGUAGACGAAACUAUUACGAUGCUGAACUUAACUGAGAAAACGUACAGAAAUGGAUCUUUAUCUUUAUUGCCAUUAUUUUAUUCGGUACAUUCAACAAAAUGCAGUAUCUUUUCCAGAACAAAUAUAUGUACUACGUACGAUGUUCAAACAGUAAAUGUAAAAUAGAACAAAAUGUUGUGACUUUUUACCUCUUUCAGGCUCUUCAGAUUAUGGGGAAUAUUUUUUCAGCAGCAUACAAGGCUAUCACUUGGUUUAAAGAGAAAAUUCUCAGACAAAGACAAAUUUACGUCUACAUACAUGAAGUUUAUGACCAAAGGCCGAGGAUAAUGCUGCUUUUUCUACGAAUGAGAUAUAUUCUGCAUUACUGCACAAAAGAAGAUCUUGCUAUCGGAUUGUCAAACGACUGGCCUGUUAUUGUGAUGAGUAUCGGGACGACGAGAGCAAAAGAAGAUAUAAGAGACGUUGUCAAUGAUAUAUUUCACGAUUGGCAACUCUCUCGUGUGAUAUAUAUUCUAUUGAGCAGAAGAAAACCACAUAAACUUGAUGUCAGUCAUGAUAUAAAGCUAUCAGAAUUGCAGACGAUACUUUAUUACUGGAUCUACGACAGAAAUGUAGAAAACUCAUCUCUCAUCAAGACGUUUUGGAAUAAUACCAAAAUGACCAUUGCAAUAUUUCAUGCCGUAAACAGUUAUAAUCAUAAUAAAGUCAGUCUGUCACACUUUCUAGUGCCUUGAAAUCUUCCAACAGUUUCCAUCCAGUUCAAAUGAGACUUUGAAAACAUCAUUCACAUGAAGUUUACAUAGGUUUGAAAUUACUUAUGACUUUUGUCCUAAAAAGUAAUACGACUACAUCGAUAUCUUGUGUACUCGACUCUUCCUUCAGGUUCAAUCUGAUUUGAAAAUGCAUCAUCGACAUGAAGGGGAUGUUUAAUAAUUUUCUGAUCUUUCACAUACCAGUAUUAUAUUUUGAGUUUGCCCUGUUUUGGACUUGACAAUAUUACAACUACGAGGGUCCUGAAAAAAUGUUAUGUCAUUGGGUUAAGGUUUCUUAAGAGCUACGUUUUAUCAAAAUUAUUUUUAUCACAAACCUUCAAAGUAUUCCAUCUUUACCGAAACACAUUUGUGAUCUUUUUACCCAAUCGCGAAAAGCAGAUAAAUAUACUACUUUUAGUAUCUGUUUAAGAUACUGAUAAAAAGCGCUGCAAAGAGAACUGUUGGACUUAAUUUCUUCCAAAAAGGCAUUUGCUUAAGCCUUGGAAAUGAAAAUAAGACACAAUGGACUCAGGUCAGAUAAAUAAGGCAGAUUGUUUACAACUUCCACCUUCACAGAAGCCAAAAAGCCAAAAAAUACUUAACAAUCAAUCAAACCUAGUCUGCUAUUAUACGUCUUGGUUGCAUUCUAUGCUUCCAAAGGAUCUUUUUACAAAUUUCAUUAACUAUCAUAACAGCAAUCUUUAAGUGCCGUGUGGCGGCUGUAAAAAUGUCUCCCCGUACUCGGAGUCAGUGUUAUUAUAUUUUCUGUUGUUUCUUUCGCUACUCAGUGAGCAAGUGAGGUACCCACCUAGCACAAACCUUUCUCUGGUCCAAACGCUUUUUCAGAACCGCUUGCAAACUGCCUUCUGAUAUGUCAUAACAACUGGCUAUAUAUGUCACAAUCGCGCAUCCUGUUCGACAUCAGCUUUUACAGUAGCGAUGUUUUCCUUGGUAACAGAGGUUCUAGGCCUACCAGAACGGGUAUACUCUUCAACAGAUAAUUUCCCAGCUUUAAAAGAUUUAAACCAUCUUAACACUGUGCGAACUGAAAUGACCUGAGGUCCAUAUAUACCACACAAUUAAUCGAAUAUCUGCUUUGAAUCUGUAUUAAAUUAAUUCUUUAUGCGGCAUUAAAUAUUGCUACGAAUUUCAGUCUUUUCGUCCAUUUUACAAUUAGAAAUGUGACAAGUAACCUGGUCAGUGUAUAUGACUGCAUGUAUUUGAAUUUAAAAUAACUCGGUCAUUUGAAAAGCAAUUUGCAUAGAAUAAAACGGAUAUCACUAGCUAUUGGACACACUAUUUAAGUGUAAUGAAGCGUUUUUAAAAAUACCCUGGAUAAAACUACGGAAGCCUAUUAGUGACAGAACUUUUUGCAGGACCCUCGUACUUGUAAAUAUUUUUAAUAAUUUCAUAAUAAAGUGAAGAUUCAUAUCCUAAGAUUAUUUUAAAGUGCAUUAGCUGCAGUUUUCCCAAAUUGUCACACUUUUGAUUAGAGCUUAAGGUAGAUUAAAGGGAAGAUUAGUAUAUGUGAUCUAUGAUUGACAGUAAUUUUAGGUAAAUGGAUAAUCACCUUUACCAUAGCCGAGACUGGCAAAUGUCAGAUUCGAGUUGUAGGUUAUAAACAUAUAUAAUGCAAUAUGUACUAUAUCUUAAUUUUUUUUUACACAAAUAGGCAUUUAAAUUAUACAGUAUACCUUGCAUUAAGAAACCCUAGGGAAUGCCAAAAAGGUCUUUUAACAACAACAACAACAUAAUUUGUACUUUAUUAGCACUAAUGGGAACUAAAAAGUUUUCUGUUAAUGCAAGUGGUCUUAUAACAGACGCGGACACUCGAGCAAGUUUCAGUUUCUUCAUAAACGUUAACACUAAAACGCAUCUAACCAAUCAUGAUUCAGCAGCAGCUUUCUAACAGGAGUUGUAGUUUUAUGACUGGGUAGAAGAGGAAUGGAUAGUGUUUACUACGUACCAUCAGACAUUGUAGUUCAAGACGGUAAAUACUUGACCAUGUACCAUUUCAGUCAUUGUAGUUCACGACGGUAAUUACUUCACCAUGUACCAUUCAGCUAUUGUAGGUCAAUACAGAAAUAACUUGACCAUGUACCAUUGAGUGAUUGUAAUUCAAGUCGGGAAUUAUUUGACCAUGUAUACAGAUUUAUUUAAACCGGGUGAAAAUUGAGUUGAGUACAUACGGUACAAAUGUAGUUAUAGUAUGAUUAAGACCUUAAAAGGGGCCUAACUGAAAUAAAAUGAUAAUCGAAUAUUCUUAUUUAGACAAUAUGCGCAUGAUGUAAACAAAGUUUGAUUUGAAAUUAACGGAAAUUGCAGGAAUUGAGUACCUAUUUUAUGUUUGUGCUAUUGUUGUAAAAUUGUUAAUUCCAAGAAAGGGCAUAAGUUAUUAGGGCCCCAAAUGAUACAUGCAUGUCCACGUCAUGUUGAUGAUGUACAUGUACAGUAAAUUGCAUUAGAAUAGGAUGGACGCUAUUGGUGACAUUGUGUAAAACUUUUCUUGAAAGAGUUAUAUUACUGAGUUAAAAAAAACGUGCAUAAAAGCAUUUACUUAUAAUUUACAGAUAACCAAACAAAAUUCAUGUUCAUGCUGAUAAUAGCGAUACCUUUCUCUUUUUGUUUAAAACUGGUUAAUUAAAAUGUUCAAUAGCAUUAUAAAAUGCACAAGUAAAAGUAUUUAUUACGAGGAUGGGAUCAAAAUUAAUGCCACUGGCUAUUGAUAACCGCUAUUUUUAGCGCGAGUACAAAAUUCACGCCUUGCUAGUGUUCCCCGUUGUAGUAGCUUUCAAUCGACGUAUACACUAUACAUGUAGACACAAUAUCUCGCUCACAAUUCACAUUUGCACAAACCGUACUUGUAGGCGGUUAGGCAAAAUGGCUGAUAAAAGUGUAAAAAAUGCGAAUGGAAUUAGGUCUUACAUUAAGACUUGCGCUUCACUCGGAAGAGGUUCAAAGGACAUUUAUGCUGACAUAUGUGUUGUUUAUGGUAGUAAUGCAAUGUCCUUUUCCACAGUUUGCAGAUGGGUUAGGAAAUUUUGUGCAGGCGUGGAGUCUGUCAAAAAUGCGCCUAAAACUGGUCGACCUAAGUCUGCAAGUAUUCCAAGGAUUGUUGAAAAAAUCAAACAAAUAGUACUUUCUGACGCAAGAUAUACUUCUCAGCAGAUUGCGGACAUGGUUGGCAUUUCAAAAGCAUCUGUGUUGGGCAUUCUGCGAAAUAUUUUGAAACUGAAGAAGAAAAGUGCUAGGUGGGUCCCGCAUUUGCUCACUGGUGAGCAAAAAUGCACGCGCGUUAAGAUGGCGCGCAAGCUUUUGAAAAGGUUUCCAAGAUACGAUCAUCAAAAACAUUUAUGAAUGUAGUAACAGGUGAUGAGUCUUGGAUACAUUUCUUCGAACCGCAUCGAAAAAUUAGUAAUCGAGUAUGGCUCACCUAAAAUGCCAGAAGGCAUUGCAUUGCCAAAAGGAUUGCAAGUGUGAAAAAUGUUAUGUAUGCCAUAUUUUUCACUACUAAAGGUCUCGCCAUCCAGGUUCCUGUACCUAAGGAAAGUCAAUGGAUGCCAAGUUUUAUAAGAAAAAAGUUCUUUAAAAGCUUCUCAAGUAUUUCCAGAAACGUCGAUCAAAGACGGGUUAUCGAGGCAUCCAUUUGUUACAUGACAACGACUCGAGUCACCAGGCUGGGAUUGUGACGUCGUUUUUGAAUGAACAGGGAGUAUAUGUUCUAGAACACCCACCCUAUUCUCCGGAUCUAGCCGCCUGUGACUUUUUUCUUUUCCCUCGUCUCAAGAAAAAGCUUGCAGACAGAAAAUAUACAUCCCGCCAAAAGUUAGGAGCCGCCAUAUUUAACCGUCUUAGUGAUAUACCUGAAAAAGACUAUCAGAAAGCUUUUAUGGAUUGGAUUAAAAGAUUGAGAUGUUGUGUAUCUGUCAAAUGAGAUUACUUUGAAGGUUUAAAAUAAAGACUUUCUUAAUCCAAACUUUAGUUGUCAUUUAACACCAUUGGUUGCAUUACUUUUGAUCCCACCCUCGUAUAAUAAAUGGAAUAUAGGAUAUUUUUAAAAACCAAUAGUCAAACUUACCUGUUUAUCUGUCUAAUUUCAUUGAUUAAACACAUGAUGAAAUAAUUAUCACUUAAGAUCGGUCAUAGUGUUUUGAUAAUUUCACAUUUUCAGACUAAUUAGUUUUUCUCCAAAAUUAUGUUAAUUGUAAUACUUUAAUAUUUUUUAUGACAUACAAAAAUAAUAACGUAGCACACAAAAAAGAAAUUGAAAAUCAGAACAGACUACUUAUUAAGUGGUUAUAUUUAUGUUUCCAGCUCUCAUGUAAAUAAGUCAAACUGAGGAUUUACUUUUACAAGAUACCUAUGAUUAAUUAUUUAAACUUUUGCAAAAAUAAUAGUUUAUAUUGCUUGUUGUUGUAUAUAUUACAUUGUAAGAGCAUAUCAGAUUUUCUCUAACCUGUUAUUCAAUUUUAUUGCUUUUGUGUGAUUUCUUUUUUAUUUGUUCAACUUACAUUAAAUAGCGUAAAGAUUUCAAUGUCUCAUUUAUAAGUUUAUAGUAAAACUGCUGACUGCAUGGCUUAACCAUUAUCGAAAUCGACAUGAAACUUGAAAUAGCUGUACAUAUAAUCAUGCUCUGUUAACUGCCGAUAAACCUUAUCAAUGUUUUGAAUGUUUAAAAUCAACUUCACAAAAUAGUCAAAGUACCAAAGAACUCGGAAAUAUAGUAAAACUAACACAUAAGUAAUAUUCAUUUUAAAAUAUGUUAAAUGCAUCCGAAAGCAACAUACUUCUUGUUGCUUAAAAGUACACUUGAUACAAAUGAACUUAAUUCAUUCUUCAGGAAAAUC
Mercenaria mercenaria is the source of this 6192-nucleotide messenger RNA. RefSeq lists its product as uncharacterized. The record is from RefSeq and is a predicted model, not a curated record. Bases 692 to 1327 code for a protein of 211 amino acids. Lineage: Eukaryota; Metazoa; Mollusca; Bivalvia; Venerida; Veneridae. The transcript is spliced from 4 exons.